Molecule: messenger RNA, 1596 nt
Organism: Aphanomyces invadans
Lineage: Eukaryota; Oomycota; Saprolegniomycetes; Saprolegniales; Verrucalvaceae
Exons: 1
Coding region: 1-1572 (523 amino acids)
Biological process (GO): transmembrane transport
Cellular component (GO): membrane
Molecular function (GO): transmembrane transporter activity
Source: RefSeq, a predicted model, not a curated record
AUGUACCCGAGGAGCGUAGACAUUUGGGCCGCGGGGGUGUCCGUCGUCAUUGGUGGCCAGUUCUUCUCAUGGAACGAAGGUUUGGCUGCUGGAAGCGUCAGCUACGGCGUCGCGGUGAGUCUCAUGGGGACAGCGUACCUUUGCCUGACGUUGUCGAUGGCCGAAAUGACGAGCAUGAUGCCAUUCGCGGGCGGCGCGUACGGCCUCGGACGCUGCACGUUGGGUUUCUUCGUGGGGUUUCUCCUAGGGUGCUGCGAAACCCUCGAGUACAUCCUGUACGUGACAUGUGCAUGCCUCACGCUCUGUCGCAUGCUGGCGGACAAGUGGCCCGUCCUUACCAAGUACAAGUAUUUGGUGUGGGCGCUGACAUAUCUGGUGGCGUGUAUGCCUGUGGCGCGUGGUGGCCGUCCGUUUUGGAUGUGGAAUCGCGCGAUGGCGGCGAUUUCGCUGGGGAUUAUACUCCUCUUUUGUGUGGGUUCUCUUCCGUUCGUUGAGCUCCAUCAGCCAGCUCAAGGUGACUACGUUGCGGUGGGAGGGUUCUCGGCCUUCAUGAAAGCCUCUCCGCAAGCCGCGUGGUUCUUUGUUGGGAUCGAGUCGCUCAACACACUGAGCAACACCGUGCCAACACCCCAGGUCACCGUCCCUCGAGGACAGGUCUGGAGCAUGGUCACGCUGCUUGUCACGGCUAUUUGGACGUACUUGGUUUGUUUGUUCCUUCCUCCGGGAAUGCCGACGUUGUCUGCCGAACUGUCUCCGCUCAACAGCGGAUUCACCCGAAUGCUCAACAUCUCUAGCGAGACUGCGACCCUCUUGGCCGUCCCGGCCACGUUUGCCACGGCCGAAGGCUUCAUGUUGUCGUACUCGAACAUCCUCGUGGCGAUGGCCAAUUCCAAGCUGCUUCCGACAGUCCUGUCCCGCCGCCACACGUCAUACGGCACACCUGUAAACGCGCUCGCGAGCGGCACGUUGGCCAGCUUCAUCCUUUGCUUCGUCGUCGACGAGUGGACCUUGGACACCAUUGUGUACGACACGUGCAUCCUGUUUGCGUUCAUGUCGUACGUGGCCCAGUGCCUCGGGUAUCUCUUCCUCAAGAAGCAUCACAAAAGGACAGCGCGGUUGUUUGUCAGCCCUUUCGGGCGAGUCGGUGCUGCGUUUGCGAUUGUCGUGUGGGUGCUCAAUGCGGUCGCCGUCAUUGCAUUUCAACAAGACGACGAGGCCAGCGUCAUCUCGGCCCUCGUCCUGGUCGUCCUGUGCGCUUUGUACUACCACUUGUACGCCAAGCACCGACAGUCGUUCUCCGAGGAAGAGCAACGCAUCUUGCUUUUGGUGCACAUCGCCAUCCACAACGCCUUCAAGCACUCGUCGAAGCGCAGAGAGUCAUCGAAAAAGUAUACCGUUCUCUCGCUCGGCGGUAAAACGUCGAGAGGAUCUACCGGUCGCACCAUGAAGGUGCUGGUGGGAACGACCAGGCACGUGUCGAACGUGGUGGCGGUCACAAAUACCAUGCUUGAAACUCGCCACGGUGACAUGACGGAGAUGAGAGCUAGUUCAAAUCGAGACAACACGCCAUGAUGCUGCGGUAUAGGCACGUUGUCA